UGUCAAAUUUGUCAGCUGUCUUCGUGAUUUUCAAUAUUUGCUUGUAAAAACAAAAUACUUUCUUAUUAAUUCUUAUAAUUAUUAUCACAUUAGAAUCCGCAUUAAAAUUCCCAAUCCACGAUGAAUUGCUGCCAAAAUAUCACGAUGCCCAGUUGCGUGUGGUUCGAGAGUGGAGAGAAGCAGAACAUCAUCGCAUCCAUAUUCGCUGGGUUACUUUUCUUCGCAGGAUGGUGGUUCAUGAUCGAUGCAGAGGUGACGAGGCCCAACCACUUGAAGGCGGCUCACGUGUGUGGCGUGAUGGCGACUUUAUCACUGAUCAUGAUCAACUCAGUCUCCAACGCUCAGGUCCGUGGUGAGACAUACACUGGGGGCUGCAUGGGACCCCGUGGAGCUCGCCUCUGGUUGUUCUUCGGUUUCGUAAUCGGAUUUGGAUCCCUAAUUGCGUCAUGCUGGAUUCUUUUCGCCAAUUAUGUCAAUGCUAAAGGAGACAACGAGACCUGGCCAGGUGUCUGCCUGUUCCUGCAAAACGCACUCAUCUUUGCUGGAUCCUUGAUCUUCAAGUUUGCCCGCACUGAGGAUCUCUGGGGCUAGAGAUCAAUCGAUUAUACUAAGUAAAUAAUGGGCCUGAUUCAGCAUGAAGUUAGUAUAUCUUUUUUCUUAUUUUUUUUUCUAUUCUUUUUUAUUUUCUACAACACAAUACUCAUGACUACAAUCGUACUGAUAAACUAUCAAAUAUACAUUUGUAUAUUGCUUUCUCCAUUGUUAUGGUUAAAAUCCUUCAACCAGUAAACUCUUAAUGGAGAGAUACGUAACCAAGUUGCAGAGGUACAGAAAAUUUCAGAAUCAGGCCUGUUUAUAGAUAGAUAAGGCUUAUAAAGUAAGACUCCAAUUUAUUGGUCACAACCAUUAUUUAACAUGUCAUCAUUACACUUUUAUUUUAAAGUAAUGUUAUUAUUUCAAAAUAGUUAAUGAUAUUGGAUGUAAGGUUUGAAUGGGAGGCUAGAUAGUGCCCUUUUUUAUAGUAAAAAAAUUGUAAAAUAUGAUAAAGAUUUUUGCUUG
Molecule: messenger RNA, 1059 nt
Organism: Ostrinia furnacalis (Asian corn borer)
Lineage: Eukaryota; Metazoa; Arthropoda; Insecta; Lepidoptera; Crambidae
Product: transmembrane protein 50A
Exons: 4
Coding region: 121-591 (156 amino acids)
Source: RefSeq, a predicted model, not a curated record